UCAUGCAGUUAUGAAUGAUGUAAUUGUAUGAUUGCAGGUCCAGCACUUUCUCGUCUCGGGUGCCGGUCAAACAGGAACAAUGAGUGAGUUGGAGCAGUUGCGACAGGAAGCGGAACAGCUUCGCAACCAGAUCCGGGAUGCUAGAAAAGCCUGCAGUGACUCCACACUUUCGCAGAUGACAGCGAGCCUGGACUCAGUGGGGCGGAUACAGAUGAGAACGAGACGCACGCUCAGAGGUCAUCUUGCCAAAAUCUACGCCAUGCACUGGGGCAGCGACUCCAGGUUACUUGUCAGUGCCUCGCAAGAUGGCAAACUGAUCAUAUGGGAUGGUUAUACGACCAACAAGAUGCACGCUAUUCCCCUGCGCUCCUCCUGGGUCAUGACCUGUGCCUAUGCCCCGUCGGGGAACUACGUGGCCUGCGGAGGCCUAGACAACAUCUGCUCCACCUACAGCCUUAAAACCCGCGAGGGCAACGUCAGGGUCAACCGAGAACUGGCUGGACACACAGGCUAUCUGUCUUGCUGUCGUUUUAUUGAUGACAAUCAGAUCAUCACCAGCUCUGGUGACACCACAUGUGCAUUGUGGGACAUUGAGACGGGCCAGCAGACCACCAGUUUCACCGGACACACGGGGGAUGUCAUGAGUCUGUCGGUCAGUCCCGAUUUAAAGACUUUCGUGUCGGGAGCCUGCGAUGCUUCUGCUAAACUGUGGGACAUCAGAGACGGGAUGUGCAGGCAGUCCUUCACUGGCCACGUCUCGGAUAUAAAUGCCGUCUGCUUCUUUCCGAAUGGAAAUGCCUUCACCACGGGUUCAGACGACGCCACCUGCAGGCUGUUUGACCUGCGCGCGGAUCAGGAGCUCAUGAUGUAUUCUCACGACAACAUCAUCUGCGGCAUCACCUCCGUGGCCUUCUCCAAGAGUGGACGCCUCCUGCUGGCCGGAUACGACGACUUCAACUGCAACGUCUGGGACACUUUGAAAGGCGAACGUGCAGGCGUUUUCACUUAA
This is a messenger RNA of Sinocyclocheilus grahami, 1009 nucleotides long. Its product is annotated as guanine nucleotide-binding protein G(I)/G(S)/G(T) subunit beta-1-like. Gene Ontology annotation, molecular function: protein binding. Lineage: Eukaryota; Metazoa; Chordata; Actinopteri; Cypriniformes; Cyprinidae. The record is from RefSeq and is a predicted model, not a curated record. Gene Ontology annotation, biological process: signal transduction. The coding region runs from base 80 to 1009 and encodes 309 amino acids. The transcript has 9 exons.